Molecule: messenger RNA, 2398 nt
Organism: Homo sapiens (human)
Lineage: Eukaryota; Metazoa; Chordata; Mammalia; Primates; Hominidae
Gene: NAAA
Product: N-acylethanolamine acid amidase
Exons: 10
Coding region: 65-1138 (357 amino acids)
Biological process (GO): fatty acid metabolic process; N-acylethanolamine metabolic process
Cellular component (GO): membrane; lysosome
Molecular function (GO): N-acylsphingosine amidohydrolase activity; N-(long-chain-acyl)ethanolamine deacylase activity; fatty acid amide hydrolase activity
Source: RefSeq, a predicted model, not a curated record
ACGGCUUACCCGGGCUCCGACAGCGGCUGCAGGUCUCCAAGUUGCGGCCGCUGGAGCCCGAGCCAUGCGGACCGCGGACCGGGAGGCGCGCCCGGGGCUUCCGUCCCUGCUGCUGCUGCUGCUGGCCGGGGCCGGGCUGUCAGCCGCCUCGCCCCCAGCAGCGCCGCGCUUCAACGUGAGCCUGGACUCGGUCCCCGAGCUGCGCUGGCUGCCCGUGCUGCGGCACUACGACUUGGACUUGGUGCGCGCCGCGAUGGCGCAAGUCAUCGGGGACAGAGUCCCCAAGUGGGUGCACGUGUUAAUCGGAAAAGUGGUCCUGGAGCUGGAGCGCUUCCUGCCCCAGCCCUUCACCGGCGAGAUCCGCGGCAUGUGUGACUUCAUGAACCUCAGCCUGGCGGACUGCCUUCUGGUCAACCUGGCCUACGAGUCCUCCGUGUUCUGCACCAGUAUUGUGGCUCAAGACUCCAGAGGCCACAUUUACCAUGGUCGGAAUUUGGAUUAUCCUUUUGGGAAUGUCUUACGCAAGCUGACAGUGGAUGUGCAAUUCUUAAAGAAUGGGCAGAUUGCAUUCACAGGAACUACUUUUAUUGGCUAUGUAGGAUUAUGGACUGGCCAGAGCCCACACAAGUUUACAGUUUCUGGUGAUGAACGAGAUAAAGGCUGGUGGUGGGAGAAUGCUAUCGCUGCCCUGUUUCGGAGACACAUUCCCGUCAGCUGGCUGAUCCGCGCUACCCUGAGUGAGUCGGAAAACUUCGAAGCAGCUGUUGGCAAGUUGGCCAAGACUCCCCUUAUUGCUGAUGUUUAUUACAUUGUUGGUGGCACGUCCCCCCGGGAGGGGGUGGUCAUCACGAGGAACAGAGAUGGCCCAGCAGACAUUUGGCCUCUAGAUCCUUUGAAUGGAGCGUGGUUCCGAGUUGAGACAAAUUACGACCACUGGAAGCCAGCACCCAAGGAAGAUGACCGGAGAACAUCUGCCAUCAAGGCCCUUAAUGCUACAGGACAAGCAAACCUCAGCCUGGAGGCACUUUUCCAGAUUUUGUCGGUGGUUCCAGUUUAUAACAAUGAAAGCAGGCCAGGUGCGGUGGCUCACGCCUGUAAUCCCAGCCCUUUGGGAGGCCAAGGCGGGUGGAUCACUUGAGGUCAGGAGUUCAAGACCAGCCUGGCCAACAUGGUGAAACCUCGUCUCUACUAAAAAUACAAAAAUCAACCAGGCAUGACGGUGCACGCCUGUUAUCACAGCUACUUGGGAAGCAGCGGCUGGAGAAUUGCUUGAACCUGGGAAGUCGAGGCUGCAAGUGAGCUGAGAUCAUGCCAUGGCAGUCUAGCCUGGGCAACAGAGCGAGACUCUGUUUCAAAAAAAAAAAGAAAAGAAAACUAAUUAGUCAGUAUUCUGCUACUCAAACAAAUGAGCUAUUUGGAUAACAAAGCAUACCCAGUGGUCUGCUAGUAAACCAGCUCUUUGUGUGGGAAGGGACAAAUGAAAAAAUUCCCAAAUUUGUAGCAUUUGUUGACUUCCAUGGUGUGAAUACUCCCACAUGGCUGAUUUCAGGCUUAUAGUUGGCUCAUACACUUCCUGCAUAUUUAAUAAUUGGCCCUCACCAGACUGUAGGAGCUAGCUCCAAUGCACUAUUGACUGUACCCUUCAUAGCGGGGCACAAUGUUGCCCUUUUAAUAGUCAUUUUUUAAAUGGGGGUUAAUAAACUACUUUUGUGUUCUUAUAGUUUUUUUAGGUAAUUAUAGAAGUGAUGAAUAUAUCUGGCUGGGCGCAGUGGCUCACAUCUGUAAUCCUAGUACUUUGGAAGCCGAGGCGGGUGGAUCACUUGAGGUCAGGAGUUCGAGACCAGCCUGGCCAACAUGGUGAAACCUCAUCUCUACUAAAAAUACAAAAAUUAGCCAGGCGUCAUGGUGCGUGCCUGUAAUCCCAGCUACUUGGGAGGUGGAGGCAGGAAAAUCACUCGAAUCCGGGAGACAGAGGUUGCAGUGAGCUGAGAUUGCACUCCAGCCUGGGCGACAGAGGGAGACUCCGUCUUAAAAAAAAAAAAAAAAAAAAAAAAAAAGAAGUGAUGAAUAUAUCUUUUAAAAAUUAGUAUUAUAAUAAAAUAGUUACAUUUAUUUUAAUAAAACAAAGCAUUUUCUCUGCUUUGAACAGCCCUCAUAAUUUUACAUGGUGGCAGUGGCCAGUUGGCUGUAUUAUAAUUGAGUUAAGCAUUCUCCAGUUGUUAGAUUUUCCUCUAUUAAAACUCUGAAAUAAACAUAUUCGUUUGCCUCUCCCCUGCUUACUUUCAGAUUAUUUCCCUUGGCUGAAUUCCCAGAAGUAGGAUUACUGAGUUAACAGUUAUGAAUGUUUAAAUGGUUUCUGAAAUGGUUUGGUCAAAAUAAAAUUGUUAGAAAUUAUAAA